Molecule: messenger RNA, 1071 nt
Organism: Lathyrus sativus (Indian pea)
Lineage: Eukaryota; Viridiplantae; Streptophyta; Magnoliopsida; Fabales; Fabaceae
Source: the annotation of a GenBank genome assembly
AUGGAAACUUGUUCUGAAUAUUUUGAAAAUUUCACAUGGAGAAUUGAAGAUUUCUCAACAAAGAAUGGCAUGAAACUAAAGUCCAAAUACUUCAAAAUCCGCGGUUACACAUGGAGGAUACUUGUUCAUCCACUAAGGAAGGAUGUUGAUCAUUUUACAAUUUAUCUAAUGGUUGCUGAUUCUUUACCACCAUAUGGAUGGAAUAGAAACACUUUUUUCAAGUUGGUUUUGAUUAAUCAACUUGAUAAGAACAAGUCCAUUGUAAAAGAGACUCAACAAAAGUUCAAUGGAGGAUAUAGAUGUUGGGGUUCAUUUUUCAUAAGUCUCAAAGACUUGAAUGAUCACAAACAAGGAUAUCUUGUAAGGGACACAUGCAUAAUUGAAGCUCAUAUAUGUGUCUCCAAUUUUACACCCAAAAUUCAUGACAUCAAUUCUUUGAAUCCUAAUUCAACAUAUCAAUCUUCAGAUAUAAAGGAAACAGUUUGUCCAAGAGCAUCGUGUUCUACUUCUAGUCCAAGAGCAUCGGGUUCUACUUUUAGUCCAAGAACAUCAAGUUCGGAUUUAACACUACGAGACUUUCUAGAUUUGGAAAAUUUAAAACCCGAAGAAAAAUGUUUUAUUCCACUUUUAGAUGAAAUUUGCACGUGGCGUCCGUCUUUGAUUGAGAGUUUAAUGAAAAAAACUCCUUUGUUUCGACAAUGGGCUUUUACAUCGUUAGGUCAAGUUUUGUAUUUUCUUAAGACGAAGAAAGUGAAAGAAAUGAAUGAAGACGAUAUUGAGAAAAUUAGAAGUUUGUGGGAGGAACUUGCGAAAUCGUCUGAAUUGGACUUGAGUUGGUUAGAACCUUAUGUUCAAUCUGCUUUAGGUGUGAAAUCUCAUAUGGAAAGAGCAAAGAAGUUAAAGAAACUAAAGGAUAAAGUUGUUGCUUUGGAUAUUAAAAUGAAGAAGCUUAGGGAUGAAUUGACUGCUUCACAAGCACAGUAUGAGAUUGCAAGGAAAGGCUUAUCAGAAGUAAGAAAUGGUUUCCAAGAAAUGAAUAUUAAUGCUCCAAUAGGUUAUACUAUGAUCUAG